AUGGGAGGUGGGAGGUGUACAUCCUUACUAUCCAGAUUUACCCCUUGCGAAGCAAGGCAUUUUGCACUCCCCAGUUUGGCUGAUAUAUAUAAAGACCACCCAAGCAGUCCAAGCAGCGCACACACACACACUUGCCUCCUUCUAGUUCACUUACUAGGUUCUGAGUUCUCGCCCCCACUGAAAAUGGCGAGCGUGAAGGUUUUCGGGUCACCCACCUCGGCGGAGGUCGCACGCGUGCUCAUGUGCCUCUUCGAGAAGGAGGUCGAGUUCCAGCUCAUCCGCGUCGACGCGUACCGCGGCCCCAAGCGCAUGCCCCAGUACCUCAAGCUCCAGCCGCACGGCGAGGCGCUCACCUUUGAGGAUGACAACCUUACCCUCUCCGAGUCGCGGGGGAUCCUUCGCCAUAUCUCGCACAAGUACGCGAAGCAGGGCGACCCGUACCUGAUCGGCACGGGCGCGCUGGAGCGCGCAUCCAUCGAGCAGUGGCUGCAGACGGAGGCGCAGAGCUUCGACGUGCCCAGCACCGAGAUGGUCUACAGCCUGGCCUUCCUGCCGCCCUCCCUGCCCAAGCAGAACGACAACGGCAACGGCAACGGCAACGGCGAGGACGUCACCGUGGCCAACGCGUCAACCAAGCGCGUGGUGGCCGGGCCGGAGGGGGCGUACCAGGUGAGCGCGCACAAGGAGGAGGAGAUGCUGAAGCUGUUCGAGCAGAGGAAGAAGGACCUGGAGAAGCUCCUGGACAUCUACGAGCAGCGCCUGGAGGAGGCCCAGUUCCUGGCCGGCGAUAACUUCACCAUCGCCGACCUGUCGCACCUGCCCAACGCCGACCGCCUCGUCUCCGACCCCCGUUCCCGCCGCAUGUUCGAGUCGCGCAAGAAUGUCAGCAGGUGGUGGUGCGACAUCUCCAACCGUAAGACGUGGCAAUACGUGAAGAGCCUGCAGCACCCGCCGUCCGCCAACACCAACGUCAAUGCCAAGAGCGACCAGCAGCCGCGCCUGCCGUCCGCUGAGGAGAACGGCAGGAAGAAACAGAACCAGUACCAGCACUAGCCGUGCGCCGCGCAGAUUACGAGUGAAUUCGAUCGCAACAAGUCGCUUAAUCUGUUUUCUGCUGUUAACUGUGUCCUUUUCAUAUGCGUCGUCAUGGCGUAUUCGAGUUCGUUGCAGUCUGUUUGUGUUUGAAGUUUCGUUAGUGCAGGGGUCUACAAGUCCAUUCGCCUUCUGCUGAAUUACCACAGCGUGUCGUGUUCAUCGUGUAAUAAAAUGUAAGCCCCGUCCUUCUUGAGUGAAGUUUCCGUGUCGUGUGAAAUUUU
Phragmites australis (common reed) is the source of this 1316-nucleotide messenger RNA. Its product is annotated as glutathione S-transferase F11-like. The transcript is spliced from 4 exons. The record is from RefSeq and is a predicted model, not a curated record. Gene Ontology annotation, cellular component: cytoplasm. The coding region runs from base 1 to 1053 and encodes 350 amino acids. Gene Ontology annotation, molecular function: glutathione transferase activity; glutathione binding. NCBI's taxonomy places the organism in Eukaryota, Viridiplantae, Streptophyta, Magnoliopsida, Poales, Poaceae.